GCUGCAGCUUCCACAGAGCAGUCCUUUCAAUCAGUGAGCGCUGAGGCUGGGAACCUCGGCACUGUACUGUACUGCGCGCGCGCGCUCCAGCCGUUAUAAUAAGAAAGCAGCGCUUGAUCGGGAACCGGAGCCGACACGCACCGGACCGCGCUGACGCUCCGAGAGCCCUGCUCCUUAUGGACACUCAUCAUGCGGAGGAUUAGGGCCAACGCCAUCGCCAUCCUCACCGUCGCUUGGAUCCUGGGCACCUUUUAUUACCUGUGGCAGGACAACAAGCCGCGCGCGAGCCCUUCUUCAGCGGCUCAGGCGCGCGCUAAAAGCCGCGGGCCGAAACCUGCUGCUUCUGGGCGCGUGGACAUCCGGCGAGAGGACCGGACACUUCCGCUGAUCGUGACCCAUCCUCCACGGGCUGAGCAGCAGGCUCAGUUGUUGGGCAGCUUUGAUGAGAGAGCCUAUUUAGCCAGUAAACAGCUGAAAGCAGGCGAGGAUCCGUACAAAGAGCACGCUUUCAACCUGCAGGAGAGCGACAGGCUGGGAAGUGAACGGGCCAUCAGAGACACACGACACUACAGAUGUGCCUCAGUGACCUUUGACCCUGACCUGCCCUCCACCAGCAUCAUCAUCACCUUCCACAAUGAAGCUCGCUCCACCCUCCUGCGCACCAUUAAAAGCGUACUUCUCAGAAGUCCACCCCAUCUGAUACAAGAAAUGAUUCUUGUGGAUGAUUUCAGCUCUGACCCUGAGGACUGCCAGCUGCUCUCUCAGAUCCCCAAAGUGCGCUGCCUGAGAAAUGAACGGCGAGAGGGUUUGAUCAGGUCUCGGGUAAGGGGAGCCGGCGCUGCCUCAGCUUUUAUCCUCACCUUCCUGGACAGCCACUGUGAGGUGAACACAGACUGGAUCCAGCCAAUGAUCCAGAGAGUCAAAGAGGAUCACACUCGGGUUGUCAGCCCCAUCAUUGAUGUGAUCAGCCUGGACAACUUUGCUUACCUGGCAGCAUCCGCUGACCUCAGAGGAGGGUUUGACUGGAGCUUACAUUUUAAAUGGGAGCAGAUUCCUAUUGAGCAGAAAAUGGCCCGGACUGAUCCAACCCAGCCAAUCAGGACUCCAGUGAUUGCAGGUGGGAUCUUUGUUAUGGACAAGAGUUGGUUCAAUCACCUGGGCCAGUACGACACUCACAUGGACAUCUGGGGUGGUGAAAACUUUGAGCUGUCAUUCCGGGUGUGGAUGUGUGGAGGCAGUCUGGAAAUUUUACCCUGCAGUCGCGUGGGCCACGUUUUCAGGAAACGCCACCCUUAUGACUUCCCAGAAGGCAAUGCUCUCACCUAUAUCAAGAAUACACGGCGAGCUGCAGAAGUGUGGAUGGAUGACUAUAAGCAGUAUUAUUAUGCUGCAAGACCUUCUGCUCAGGGAAGGGCCUUUGGGAGUAUUGCUGACCGACUGGAUCUAAGAAGGAAGCUGAACUGUAAAUCUUUCCGCUGGUAUCUGGAGAAUGUGUAUCCUGAGCUCAGGAUUCCAGAGCAGAAGGGUACAUAUAGUCUGCUGAAACAGGGUGGACUCUGCCUCGAAAGCUACAACAGAGACAGUCUGGGUCUGGCUGAGUGCAAGAGUGGCUCGAGUAUACCUGCCUCACAGAAAUGGAUGCUGGUUGAGCCCCAGAUCCGCCAACACGACCUGUGUUUUACUGUCACUGCGUUCUCCUCAGGGUCAAAGGUCAAACUGGAGCCCUGCAGCCCUAAAGAGUCCAGACAGAGAUGGAAGCCCAGAGGUCCGGCACUGCAGCACUUGGUCAGCGGUUUAUGUUUGGACAGCCAGCCCCCGGCAGGCCCGCCAGUUAUCGCACAGUGCCGCCCCCAGAUGGCCAGCCAAUCCUGGGAGCCUCAGCUGGUCACCUGACUUUGAGAUGGCGGGGUGAAGGAGAGUGAGAGGAAAGGAGUUUAGAAGGGUCACAGAAGCUUGCUGUGCUUUAGGGCCAAGAGGAACAUGUCUGUACGCUGUUUUAGUUUAAAGGUGCUGCUUUGAGACAAGUAAACCAUGGCCAUGUCCAAAAACCACUUUAGCACCUUUACGUCAUCUUCUGUUCUUACAUCUCUGAUCUUAAAGAAUCGGCCAGAGGUUUAAAAAAAAAAAAAAAACCACCGCGGUCUCAUAUGGAGAGUUUUAUAUUUGCUGGCUUCUUCCAUUCAGUCAUAUUUGGACCUGGUUAAGGUUUACAACAUAAUGAGAUUGUCCAGGGCUUGCAGGAGAAGGUUGUAAUUUUUUAUUUUUUUCCUGUUGUGUUGCUUAAGGACUCAAAGAGAAAGACUAGUUAUGUAUAUUUAUGCCUUUUACUGCCUUUAAGAACAGCCACUGAGCCCCCAUCUGUAUAAUACCAUUCCCUCAUGUAGAUGAUGUCCUAAAGCUUAUUAAAGUCAGUGUUUCUCUUCAA
Messenger RNA from Neoarius graeffei (lesser salmon catfish), 2425 nucleotides. It is a transcript of the gene galnt16, whose product is annotated as UDP-N-acetyl-alpha-D-galactosamine:polypeptide N-acetylgalactosaminyltransferase 16. Lineage: Eukaryota; Metazoa; Chordata; Actinopteri; Siluriformes; Ariidae. Gene Ontology annotation, cellular component: Golgi apparatus. The record is from RefSeq and is a predicted model, not a curated record. The transcript has 15 exons. Bases 190 to 1893 code for a protein of 567 amino acids.